AUGCUCGAGCAGCCUACUCUGGCGAUCCCCACCGCUAAACAGGAGGAAAUACACGUACCACAAGGUGAAUACCCGCUCAAGCUCGGGAAACUCGCCGUGCUAGUUGUGCUAGCAGUUAGCGACACGUUCACAGACGAACUCUGGGACUGCGAGGUGCUAGUCGUCGUUGAAGCAGAUGUUGAGCUCGAUGAAAGCGUUGGGAACGUCGACGGCGGUAUUAAUGUCUGUCCCCAUACGAGCACUGAUGCUGGGAGAAAAGCGAGCAAAGAUAUUGGUACCAGAUGCAUGGUUGUCCAGGUGGAGGUCCGAGUCGCCUUCGAGAUGAAGGCCUCGGAGGCCGUUGGUCAACAGGGACAAGCAUAG
Molecule: messenger RNA, 363 nt
Organism: Cyclocybe aegerita
Lineage: Eukaryota; Fungi; Basidiomycota; Agaricomycetes; Agaricales; Hemipholiotaceae
Source: the annotation of a GenBank genome assembly